Messenger RNA from Acanthoscelides obtectus, 3465 nucleotides. Lineage: Eukaryota; Metazoa; Arthropoda; Insecta; Coleoptera; Chrysomelidae. The record is from the annotation of a GenBank genome assembly.
AGUUGCCUGUAUGAGUAACGGCAUGUAACGGUUAAAAGUUUAAAUGCCAACUGACAACACAAAGCCUGGAAUAACCCUAAAUUCAAAGUGUUGAAAAACUAAGAAAAUCUAUAAAAAAUUGCAAUUGCCGAGCAAAAAACGUGUCACAUUCCUGAUUUUAUUUUUUGAUUAAUCCUUGUAGUGAUUGUAAUGUGUUCAUCAAAAUACGUGUAUUUAUGUUUAGUGAUUUUUUGGUAGAUAUUGACUAAUAAAUAUUCGGGCAAUAAUAUAGGACUUUCGUAGUGGAAAAUGCCUCACCGGAAGAGGUAUAGAAGAUAUCGAAGAAAAAAACAAACAUUUUCAGACAACGCAAACCAUGUAGAAAUAGUUGACAAAAUAACUAGCCCCUUACUAGAAAAUAAUUCCGUACUGGAACCUGACAACUCUCCUCACCACAGGACUGUUAUAGAAUCUUUAAAAACCCCUGCACAUCAUACAGAGACCACAGACAAGCAGUGGAAUAACGAAAUAACUACACCAGUUAAUAACUCGAACUAUCAAGAGUCUAAUCACAAUGCCUAUAAUACACUCACUACCCCAGUCAAUAUGAAUUGUGCAGACACAACUCCAACAAAUAAGGACUGCACACCAAAAAGGAGGCAUGGAUCCUUGAAUGUAACAAAUCUGAAUGUACUGUUCACGUCAAAUGUAACAUAUAAUGAUUUAGAUCAAUUAUAUGAGACUCCUACAUUGACUAAGAAUAUGUGUCUUCAAAAUCAAGUGAAUGAAAACAUUAGUAUUCGAAGACGUUCAAGAUCAUACACCCCUAAAGCUCACUGCCCUGUCAAAGAGAAGUCUAUGCAUGUUGAUAAGGGAACUCAGAUAGACGUAGUGGAGCCAGAAGCAACGGGUCAACUGCUUGAAAAAAGGUGCAAUGAAGUUUUCGACACGCCCAAGCAUGCGAAUCUACCACACUUUUCGAGGCUGGAGAGGUCACAGAGCAAUAUUGACAAAAAGCAAGUAAUAUACGGCAGCGAGAUAAACAUCAAUCCUUACUUGAAGAGUGUGGAAGGCUACCUGGGGAAGAAUGUUGAUAGUAGCUUUCCAGAGAUAUUCUUUUCGCCGAAACUGCUGGAAAACAAAUUGUCAUCAACUCCAAUCGAAAGGUCGGCUCAACGCAAACCAGACAUCGGUGCGGCUGUCGUAGACAUUAGUAAUGCCAUGCGUGACUUCACUGGUCACAUUGGCAGUCCAAAUCUGAAGAUAAACAGUCUUGUCGGAGAUAAGGUGAAACACAAAGAAGACAGUAUCCGUGACUUCCGCCUCAAUGUGUCUAGGAGGAGCUUCACUCUUUCACCAAAAUCGCUAGCAAGAGUCUCAAAAUUGAAUAGGUCUAGGCGGUCCACUGAACUGGGCACCCACGUGGAACGUUCCAUCGGUUCAAUUGAGAAUCAGGAGAGAUUCUUUACCAAAUUGAGACGUUAUGGCAGAAACACUAGGUCUUGGUCGUCAAGGAUUAUCUCCUUGUGUCAGAGGAUUGGCUCGGAGUUAAGGAAUGGUCUUCAAUCGCUGUGCAACCUUUACAAUCCCGGCAAUGUAACUCUUAACCUUUCUGUGAAUAGAACUAACAAUGACGAAAUAGUUGAAUGCAACAAGUGUGUGGAAUACAAAGUAGAACUUGAUAGACAUGCCAGGGAGAUCGAAAAUAAUAAAAGAGAGAUCGAAAAUAAUAGAAAAGAAAUUGAGAAUGAGAGAAGAGAGAAAGACAGACUGAGCAUCAGAAUUGAACAGCAACAGGAUGAAUUGGUCAAGCUAAAAGAAAACCUGAAGGAGAUCCAAAACCGAAUUCGAUCUUGUCCCCCUCCACCGCCACCGCCUUGUCCUACAUCAUUUCCCCCACCGCCGCCACCUCUUCCUAAUCCACCCCCUCCACCGCCGCCCCCUCUUCCCCCGCUGUCAUUAACCGCGCCCAGUUCCACUUCAUUAAAGAUCACUAAAAACGAGAAGAAUGGUGGGGGUAGGACUGCAGCUCAACCCAGGCCGGUGAUAUCCUUGGAGGAUAUAUUGAAGGUCAAGCUGAAGAAGGCUUCAGAUCGUUGCGGCUCGACACCAACCGGCCGCUUCGCCGGCACCCGUCGCGCUUCAGCCACCGUGCCACUAGAAACGCUGGAACAAGUUCGCCUGAGGCCCACGCCUCGAUUGGGCGGUAACCUCCCGUCGGAGGGUGGUCUGACCACGCCCACCACCGGUGACCCAAUCCCCACCAGCCCGAUGACAGCCAUGUGCAGGAUGCUGAAAGCAGACUCGGCAGCGGUGCAUAGGCUGAAACGGCUGCGAAGGAUUGGCGGUUACAGUUGCGAUUCUUUUUACAGGCGGAGCUCUAGCGAUUGGCGAGAGAGGGAGUUCUAAGGAGGAGGAGCCUAGCUGGUGAUGGGAGGUGCAAUGCUGUGAUUUUGUUGUUAGGGGCGGAGCCGAGUAGGUAGAUGAUGGUUUUAGUGGUUUGCAGGAGCAAAUUGGUUUAUACAGUAUGGUGUAAAUUCGAAAAUGGCGAGGCAUAGUCUAAAAAACUCAUUCAACAUUACAAACUCAAAACUUUUCAAAUAGGCUUUGCAGAAAUAAUAUAAUAAUAAAAAUAAACGACUUUUAUUUCAGAGAAAUAAUAUGUUGAAUAGCUUUAUGCAGAAUGUUAAAUUAUGAACUUCCAGUAGGCUAAAUUUAAAUGAAACUUCUAAAGUUUUUUUAGUAAAGCAGUAAGAGACAAAGAUCUGUUAAGGAUCAACACAAAAUUGCGGUUACAAGUUUGAGAUGGUGAGCUGUAGUUUUAUAAAAAAGCAUUCGACAAUUUUUGAGGAAAUAAAAAAAAUUACAAACAAAUGAAAAAUGAUAAACAAAAUUUGAAAGGUCUAUUAAGGAUCGCAAAAAACUGUGGCAGAUGUCCGGAAUACGUAAAGUAAAGCGGCGGAUUUAAAAAUUGAUUGCAUUCAAAUAUAGGUGUAUGCAUAUUUUCAUAUGAACACAUUCAACUUUGAAGUAGGAUCUAUAAAGACAAAGAUCUCUUAAAGAUCACAUACACGAUUAAUCGUAAAACUAGCUGUAGCAUUACUAUGAUGAAAAUAAAAUAUCGCAACAUCAUUAUCUUUAAAACAUUUUCGUUAUUGUUUCAUUGGUCUUUAGCUUGAGCAUCUCUCCACAUCCUAGUUAUUCUAAUUGUCAAAUGUUUCAAGUUUAGCGUUAUGUCUAUGCCAGAAUUUGAGCCAGUAUGUUGGAUAGCAUAAUAAAAAUAGAAUUUCCUCCUGCAAACAUUUUAAGGUUUGAUUUUUUCGUAAGACGAUGAUAAAGUGCUGGGUGCUUUUACUUUAUAUACAUAUUUAUUCGUAUUAUAUUUUAUUGCUUUAUAUUAAAUUUUAUCAAAUAUUGGUAUUUCGUCAUCUACUUAUGGAAUAUUUUAUUAAACGCGAUCAAAUAUAAUUUGGUUUACAUAGUAUA